AUGUUUGAUAAUGAUGAUGGAUUUAUAUUUCAUUCGUCUCAACUAUUUGGUAAAAAUUCUCUAUUGUUACCACCAACAACGAUUGAUCAGUCCGCAUCGUUACCGUUUGAUUUAUAUCGGCAAGGAUUAUUAAGAUAUCAUCCAAUAUUUAAAAAAGCGAGUUUAAGACCAAUGAUACCACAAAAUGCAAAAUAUUCACCAGGAAAACGUGCUAGUUUGAGACCCAUUAUAUCACCAUUCUGA
This is a messenger RNA of Didymodactylos carnosus, 243 nucleotides long. Lineage: Eukaryota; Metazoa; Rotifera; Eurotatoria; Philodinida; Philodinidae. The record is from the annotation of a GenBank genome assembly.